Messenger RNA from Laetiporus sulphureus 93-53, 1169 nucleotides. RefSeq names its product proteasome subunit alpha type 5. The record is from RefSeq and is a predicted model, not a curated record. NCBI's taxonomy places the organism in Eukaryota, Fungi, Basidiomycota, Agaricomycetes, Polyporales, Laetiporaceae. The transcript is spliced from 7 exons. Gene Ontology annotation, cellular component: proteasome core complex, alpha-subunit complex; proteasome core complex; nucleus. The coding region runs from base 86 to 814 and encodes 242 amino acids. Gene Ontology annotation, biological process: proteasome-mediated ubiquitin-dependent protein catabolic process.
CAGCUACACCGGACGCGUAAGACAGCUUGCUCUCCCUCCUCCAUCGCAUUCUACCACCACCUCCUCACUUGCCGAUCAUUCCAACAUGUUCUUGACACGUUCAGAAUACGAUCGAGGUGUUAACACCUUCUCGCCGGAAGGGCGGUUGUUCCAAGUCGAGUAUGCUAUAGAGGCCAUCAAACUAGGGUCCACAACAGUCGGCGUCAAGACACCCCAGGGCGUCGUACUGGGAGUAGAGAAACGCGUUCAGUCUCCUCUGCUAGAGUCGUCAUCUAUUGAGAAGAUCAUGGAGAUCGACCAACACCUCGGCUGUGCCAUGUCCGGCCUCACUGCCGACGCACGCACGAUGAUCGACCAUGCCCGUGUUACAUCGCAAAACCACGCCUUUACCUAUGACGAGCGGAUCAAGGUGGAGAGUGUGACACAGGCAGUGUGUGACCUCGCGCUGCGAUUCGGAGAAAGUGUGCACGAUGAGGAGGCGAUGAUGAGUCGGCCGUUCGGCGUAGCGCUGCUUAUUGCAGGCGUCGACGAGUUGGGUCCACAGCUAUUCCACACGGAUCCUUCAGGUACCUUCGUUCGGUAUGAAGCCAAAGCGAUCGGGUCAGGCUCGGAAGCGGCACAGAGCGAGCUCCAGGAUAAGUGGCAUAGCCAAAUGACGCUUCGCGAAGCUCAAAUAUUGACAUUGCGGGUGCUGAAGCAGGUGAUGGAAGAGAAGCUGGAUCACCACAACGUCCAGCUCGCUCAGGUGACGCCGGAAAAGGGUUUCGAGAUCUUGGACGAGGUCAGGCUAAAGGAGAUUAUUGACGACAUGUAACACCACGGACCUAUUGCUGCUUUCCACACUUUUCCGCGUAUUUGAUGCAAUGGUAGCUUCAAGAUAUCUCGGAAGCGCUCUCGCAUGAGACAAGAAGGCUGUGUCCACAUGAUUGACGCGUCUUCAAGGCUCCAGAUAGUGGUUCUCCAGACAUACAUGGUGACACCGAAGUACUUUAGGACGUGUUCAUGCCGUAUUCCGAUCCCCCUAUCGUAGCCUGCGCAAUCUGGCACAACUUUAUUUUCGAACAAAGUACGGACUCUCACGAAGCUGCAUCUGACUUAUCACUGCUCUACAGUAGACAGGUCUCUCCGUCCAUUAGUGAGAAGGCGAGUGCACGGUCAUCUCUCUGCUC